Molecule: messenger RNA, 1519 nt
Organism: Trichobilharzia szidati
Lineage: Eukaryota; Metazoa; Platyhelminthes; Trematoda; Strigeidida; Schistosomatidae
Source: the annotation of a GenBank genome assembly
GGUUAGUGGUUCAAAUUACUACGCUACUCGUAUUUGGAGUUGUCACUACCUUGUAAUAGUAGUGGACAAUUGUAUUUUCAAGUCAAAAACACUCUCUGGUCGUACAUUCAUUGGAAAUGAAAUUGAACAGUGCAAUAAUUUAUCAAGUUUAUUUUGUGUUAUGCCAUUUAAAAAAGGUUACAUUAAUAACUGGGAGGCUCAAAGUCAAAUUUUGGAUACAGCUUUUAAAAGCGUGUUUAAAACAAACUCGAACUUCUCAUUAUCUGAUCAUAAUCUAAUCGUUACAGAACCAUAUUUCAAUUUUUCAUCAACUAAAGAAGCUAUGAAUGAGGUGUUCUUUGAAGACUAUCAAGUUGCUGGUCUAAUGCGUACUAAUCCUGCAUUUUUAAGUGCCUACAAGUAUCGAAUUGAAUCAGCUCAACGUUUAUCAAGAUAUUGUAUGGUGAUUGACUCUGGUUAUUCAUUUACGCAUAUUGUACCAAUGGCUGAUGGACUUGUAAUGAAAGAAUUUGUCAUGCGGUUAACUGUAGGUGGAAAAAUACUCACAAAUCGUUUAAUUGAAGCUGUAUCCUAUCGCCACUUAGAUGUACGCAGUGAAAUAUACAUUAUGAAUCAAUGCAAAGAAGAUGUAUGCUAUGUAUCCGUUGAUUUUUGGAAAGAUAUGAAUAUUUCUGGGUCGAAACCAAAAUCAAACAGCAUAUUAAGAGAAUAUGUAUUACCCAACUAUGUAGAUGUCCAUAGAGGAUAUGUUCGUGAUCCGAAUACUGAAGCCGCGAAAACUGGUGGAAGUGAUAAGCAAGACCAACGGGCUUUAAGUCUAGCACAACAAGGAUAUAUUUUACGUUUGAAUAAUGAACGUUUCACUGUCCCAGAAUUACUUUUCCACCCUUCUGAUGUCGGCUAUAAAGAGAUGGGUCUAACUGAAGCUAUUCAGCAUAUAAUGUGUGAACGGCUACCGGCUGCAGUUAGACCAGGAGCUUGGGCAAAUUUCAUGGUAAUGGGAGGUAAUGCCUGCUUCCCAGGAUUAACAGAAAGACUGCGUAAAGACUUGCGUGCUCAAGCACCUGACGACCUUCCAGUGAAUAUAUUUAAACCACCCAAUCCUCAAACUUAUGCCUGGGAAGGUGGUGUACUACUCUGUCAGAAUUCAGAGUCAUUUAAUCAAUUCUUAGUUACACGUAAAGAAUACGAGGAACAAGGAUCAAGUUAUUGUGAGAAACGAUUUCCUACUACUUGAUGUGUAUUACGUCAUCAUAUCUGUCUCUCUGCAUACUUCUGUACAGGAUAAACCAAGAAGAACACCACAUAAAAUGAAAACAUUUGUAUAUUGUUCAUAUAUAUAUAAAUAUGUGUAUACUUAUUCAAUUAUUUAUUGUGUCAAUGUGUAAAUAUGCGUGUAUGUAGUUUUUUAUAAUAUAUUUAUUUAUUUAUAUCAUAUGAAAUACGUUGUGGUCUUUUCCGUUGCACAAAAUUUUAUCUAAAGGUUUUUUAUUUGUUUUGAACAAAAAAUUAUGAAAAG